UGUCGGUGUGUAGGAGCGGCCGGUUCCUCCCAGCAGCCACACCGUUUAGAAGCAGAGCUUUUCUUCACACAGCAGCAGCGGCACACACCGGAUAUUCAUCUCAUUAAAAACACUCACGGCUGGAAGCGGCGAGAGAAGAAGGACUCUUUCCUGGCUCGGUUAUCCCUCCCCGUCCCGCCUCUCUGAUUUGGGUCGUCUUUGCUCUUUCCCCCCCCCCCAUUUUUAUUUUUUAUUUUUGUACAUUUUUGCCUGUGACAGUUUCUCCGUGGCGCACUCAGGUCUUUUGCUGACAUGGUAGAUUAUCACGCUGCCAAUAACCAGUCGACCGUCGGCGGGGCGCAAAUGUACAUGGAGCAGGAGAACGACUGGGACCGAGACCUGCUGCUGGACCCGGCCUGGGAGAAGCAGCAGAGGAAGACGUUCACGGCGUGGUGCAACUCCCACCUGCGGAAGGCCGGCACGCAGAUCGAAAACAUCGAGGAGGACUUCAGGGAUGGGCUCAAACUCAUGCUGCUGCUCGAGGUCAUCUCCGGCGAACGGUUACCCAAACCUGAAAGAGGCAAGAUGAGGGUCCACAAGAUCAACAAUGUAAACAAAGCCCUGGACUUCAUCGCCAGCAAGGGAGUCAAGCUGGUGUCUAUCGGAGCAGAGGAAAUCGUGGAUGGAAACGCCAAGAUGACCCUGGGAAUGAUCUGGACCAUCAUCCUCCGCUUCGCCAUCCAGGACAUCUCUGUAGAAGAGACCUCUGCCAAAGAGGGUCUACUCUUGUGGUGCCAGAGGAAGACGGCUCCCUACAAGAAUGUCAAUGUGCAGAACUUCCACAUUAGCUGGAAGGACGGUCUUGCCUUCAACGCUCUGAUCCACAGACACAGACCUGAUCUCAUCGACUACGACAGCCUCAGAAAGGAUGAUCCUGUAACCAACCUGAACAACGCCUUUGAGGUGGCUGAGAAGCACCUGGACAUCCCCAAGAUGUUGGACGCAGAAGACAUUGUGAACACUGCUCGCCCAGAUGAGAAAGCCAUAAUGACUUAUGUGUCCAGUUUCUACCAUGCCUUCUCUGGAGCACAGAAGGCUGAGACAGCCGCAAAUCGAAUCUGCAAAGUGCUGGCUGUCAACCAGGAGAACGAGCAAAUGAUGGAGGACUACGAGAAACUGGCCAGUGAUCUCCUGGAGUGGAUCCGUCGGACCAUCCCCUGGCUGGAGAACCGAACCCAAGAGAAGACUGUAAAUGACAUGCAGGUGAAACAGGAGGACUUCAGAGACUACCGCUGUGUGCACAAACCACCCAAGGUCCAAGAGAAAUGCCAGCUGGAGAUCAGCUUCAACACUCUGCAGACUAAACUGAGACUCAGCAACAGACCUGCCUUCAUGCCGUCAGAAGGACGCAUGGUGUCGGACAUCAACAAAGCGUGGCACAAUCUGGAAGGAGCAGAGAAAGGCUACGAGGAGUGGAUCCUCAGCGAGAUCAGGCGUCUGGAGAGACUGGAGCAUCUGGCCGUCAAGUUCCACCAGAAGUGUGCCAUCCAUGAAUCCUGGACCGACGGUAAGGAGGCCAUGCUUACCCAGAAAGACUAUGAGACGUGCACCCUGUCAGAAGUCAAGGCGCUGCUCCGGAAACACGAGGCCUUUGAGAGCGACCUGGCUGCCCACCAGGACAGAGUGGAGCAGAUCGCCGCCAUCGCGCAGGAGCUCAAUGAACUGGACUACUACGAUGCCGCCAGUGUCAACGCUCGCUGUCAGAAGAUCUGCGAUCAGUGGGACGUCCUGGGAGCCCUCACCCACAAACGCAAAGAGUCACUGGAGAGGACAGAGAAGCAGCUGGAGUCGAUAGAUGAGCUGUACCUGGAGUACGCCAAGAGAGCGGCACCUUUCAACAACUGGAUGGAGGGAGCUAUGGAGGACCUGCAGGACAUGUUCAUCGUCCACAACAUUGAGGAGAUCCAGGGUCUGAUCACAGCCCACGAGCAGUUCAAGUCCACCCUGCCCGAGGCCAACAAGGAGCGCGAGGCUAUCCAGUCCAUCCAGUCCGAGGUGCAGAAGAUCGCCCAGAGCAACGGCAUCAAGCUGAGCAGCGGAAACCCGUACACCUCCAUCACACCUGAGAGCAUCAACAGCAAGUGGGAACAGGCGAUGGCUAUGGUGCCACUGCGUGACAACGCCCUGCAGGAAGAGCUGAACAAGCAGAACUCCAACGACACUCUGAGAGCCACGUUCGCCACUCAGGCCAACACGGUUGGCGCUUACAUCCAGGCCAAAAUGGAGGAAGUUGGCAGGAUAUCCAUUGAAAUGAACGGCACCCUGGAGGACCAGCUGACCAACCUGAAGGAAUACCAGAAGAGCAUCAUAUCAUACACACCCGAAAUUAACAAGCUGGAGGGAUACCACCAACACAUCCAGGAGGCGCUCAUCUUCGACAACCAGUACACUUCCUACACGAUGGAGCACCUCCGGGUGGGCUGGGAGCAGCUGCUCACCACCAUCGCCAGAACCAUCAACGAGGUCGAGAACCAGAUCCUGACGCGUGACGCCAAGGGCAUCAGCCAGGAGCAGCUGUACGAGUACCGCGCCUCCUUCAACCACUUUGACAAGGACCACAGCGGGGCCCUGAUGGCCGAGGAGUUCAAGGCCUGUUUGAUCAGUCUGGGCUACGAUGUGGAGAAGGACAAGCAGAAGCGAUCAGGACAGAUGAUGUCAGAUGAUUUCCGGGCUCUACUCAUUUCUACAGGAAACAGCCUGGGCGAAGCCGAAUUUAAUCGCAUCAUGGGUAUAGUGGACCCCAACGGCAGCGGCGCCGUCACCUUCCAGGCCUUUAUCGACUUCAUGUCCACGGAAACGACCGACAGGGACACCGCGGACCAGGUCAUCGCCUCCUUCAAGAUCCUGGCUGCUGAUAAGAACUACAUCACAGCUGAUGAGCUGAGGCGGGAGCUCCCUCCAGACCAGGCGGAGUACUGCAUCGCCCGCAUGGCACCCUACACGGGGCCCGACGCUGUCCCCGGAGCCCUCGACUACAUGUCCUUCUCCACCGCCCUGUAUGGAGAGAGUGACCUGUAGAGGAGGCGAGACGAGGAGGAGGGCUGGACAGAUGGGGGGAGGGAGAGGGAGGUAGAGGAGACGCCGUGAGUCGAGCGCUGGGAAGAAUUUUGAGUGGUGGUCACGAUGUGCCCCUGCCUGUGCCGGUUUAGAAUUCGUUAAGAGCUUGCUGAUUGAGCUGUAGUUCUCGUGGUUUGGCCUUCAGCCCCACUGUCACAAAAGGAUGUUCAGCAUCAGUUUGUCAUAAAGGUUUAUUUGAACGGGCACAUCUGGGGGCGUCUGUGGGACGGGGGGCAGAGUUGCUCUGUAGUGCGGGUCCUUAGCUUCACCCUCUCUGCCUUCAUGGGGUUUAAACGGGGAGGGACGGGGGUUAGGAUUAUGGGGGGGCACAAGCUAAUCUGAUACUUAUGCUAAUUUUUGUUUAUUUUAUUAUAAUUUUUCUUCUUCUUGCCGGGCGGGGGUCCAGGCUGUGUUGGGGGGUUUGAUGUGGCGACUGGCAAGUUUGUGUAUUAGAUCCUGGAGAGAUCUAUGCUGCGGGGUCAGGGUGGGAUGGAGGGGCGGGGGAGUUGACCAACCAGAGAUAAAAUGACCCAUUUACCCAUAAUUCCCACGUUGCUGGAUAAGGUGACCUGUCUAACCUCAGCUCUUUUCCUCUUCCUGUCUGCGUUUCUUUUUUUCCCCUCUUUGUUUUUUUGUUGUUUUUUUUUUCUUUCUUUCUCAUUCGUUUUCUGGACCAGGUGGGUGGUGGGAGGUGGGGGUGGGCGGGGCUUAGCGCUGUACAUACUUAUUUUUUCAGUCUGAAGAAUGACACACACAGAGUCCCAGCCGUUGAGAGUAAUCAACCGCAGGCCUUUCAGUAGGGCAAAGUAGACAUUUAUUAUUAAAAAGAUAAUAAAGAAAAUGAAACAAGCAAACAGAGAAAUUUAAAAGCAGUUUCACCAGUGGAUAGGUUUGAGCUUCCAGAAGUCUUUUCUUCAGGUUUUACUUUUUAAUUUUGGCCAAACUAACCAUGAAAAAGUUGACCUAAAGGCCUUCUCCUGUAUAAAAUCCAUGAUGAGCAACAGCAUAAUAAUUACAAAUAUCUGCUUCUGUGAAAUUAUUCCUCUGUUAGGCAUCGGGUGCUUGUUUAAGUACGAAAACCUCACAUUUAUAUAAAAGUUUAGACUGUAUUACUCAAAGUUAGUCGAGUUUCAUCUACCUGACAUACAUACGCGGGAUGUCACGGAUCCGUUUGAUUGGCCGAAUGAAGGUUCGUGAGGGGGAAGGUGAAAGUAUUUGAUAGAUAAGCGUGCCUGUUGGUGGCUACAGCCCUGUUCCCUCCUCUAUCUCUCUCCCCCUCACUUUCUCCCCCCUCCUUCCCCUCACUUGUCUCUAAAGAGAAGUACAAAAAUCACUGCUAAGGAAGGAGGGAGGGGAACGUUUGGGGAGUCUCUGUGUAAACAUUCCAUUGUACGCAAAACGAAGAAAAACUUUUUAAAAAAAGGAAAAUUGUUAUGUAAAAGAACUAUGCAAUCAUAUUGUGCGCUCAAUAUCUGGGGAAAGCUGUGGUCAUCAAACCAGGUCCUGCCUGAGUUUCCUGUCAAAAUUAAACGGAGGACAAGUGAUUUCUCCCGUCUUCGUGGGAGAGGAGGGGGAGCAGACGGGAAGGAAGCGGGAAGAGAAGACUCGGACCAAAAGCUUGUUUCUCUUUUUCAUUCUUUUUUCCCUGCGAGGUUGUAAAGAAAUGAACUCUGGAAUUGUGAUUUUGUUUCUUUUUUUUCUUUUUUUUUCCUUUUUUGUACUCUUUAAUAUCAAACCUUAUCUGCUGUACUGGAAACUGCAACGCCUUCUGUCUCUAAUGAUAAGUGAGUUUCACAAAGCACACAUAAAAAGUUUCCUUACAAAAAUA
Haplochromis burtoni (Burton's mouthbrooder) is the source of this 4924-nucleotide messenger RNA. RefSeq names its product actinin, alpha 4. Gene Ontology annotation, cellular component: plasma membrane; cell junction; cortical actin cytoskeleton. Gene Ontology annotation, molecular function: calcium ion binding; actin filament binding. The record is from RefSeq and is a predicted model, not a curated record. Gene Ontology annotation, biological process: actin cytoskeleton organization; muscle cell development. The transcript is spliced from 23 exons. Lineage: Eukaryota; Metazoa; Chordata; Actinopteri; Cichliformes; Cichlidae. Bases 292 to 3057 code for a protein of 921 amino acids.